Messenger RNA from Erinaceus europaeus (western European hedgehog), 2152 nucleotides. It is a transcript of the gene SC5D, whose product is annotated as sterol-C5-desaturase. Gene Ontology annotation, molecular function: oxidoreductase activity; iron ion binding. The record is from RefSeq and is a predicted model, not a curated record. Lineage: Eukaryota; Metazoa; Chordata; Mammalia; Eulipotyphla; Erinaceidae. The coding region runs from base 200 to 1099 and encodes 299 amino acids. The transcript has 6 exons.
GAGCGUAAGCGCUGGCUCCGCCCCCCCGGGAGGUGAGCGGGGGCGGCCUCGCUCUCACGCGGGCUUGGGCUGCCUCCGGGCCCGGCGUCGGCGGAGCGGGCAGAGCUGGGCCUGCAGCGCUGCAGAAGCUUCUGUUUCACUCUGGGACACUGGAAUCUGUGGGGCGGUUGCCUUCAGGCCAUAUGAACCCCGGGUUAAGAUGGAUCUUGUACUCAGUGCUGCUGACUACUACUUCUUCACCCCGUACGUAUACCCGGCCACCUGGCCAGAAGAUGACAUCUUCCGACAAGCCGUUAAUCUCCUGAUCAUAACCAAUCUGGGCGGCUAUGCCCUCUAUUUUUUCUUUGCCACCUUGAACUAUUACUUUGUCUUUGAUCACUCAUUAAUGAAACAUCCACAGUUCUUGGAGAACCAAGUCCAGCGGGAGAUCCUGUACACCAUCCGGGUGCUGCCGUGGAUGAGCAUCCCCACGAUGUUGCUGUUCCUGCUGGAGGUGAGAGGCUACAGCAAACUGCAUGACGACGUGGCAGAGUUCCCACACGGCUGGACUCAGCUCGUCGUCAGUGUCUUCUCCUUCCUCUUUUUCACUGACAUGCUCAUCUACUGGAUUCACAGAGGCCUCCACCACAGGCUUUUAUAUAAGCGCUUGCACAAACCUCAUCACAUCUGGAAGGUCCCGACUCCGUUUGCCAGCCAUGCGUUUCACCCCCUGGAUGGCUUCCUCCAGAGUCUGCCUUACCACAUAUACCCUUUCGUCUUUCCGUUGCACAAGGUGGUCUAUAUAGGUCUGUACAUCUUGGUCAAUAUUUGGACAAUUUCCAUCCAUGACGGUGAUUUCCGGGUCCCUCGAUUUUUGAAGCCGCUUAUUAAUGGCUCAGCGCAUCAUACAGACCAUCAUCUGUUCUUUGACUACAACUAUGGCCAGUAUUUCACACUAUGGGAUAGAAUUGGAGGGUCAUUCAAAAACCCUUCCUCCUUUGAAGGGAAGGGACCACUUGACUACGUGAAGAAGAUGGAAGAAGAAAAGUCCAAUUGCCAUGCAGGAAAUGGUCAUAAAAAGGAAAAGUUACUCAAUGGAGAACAUUCCAAGACUGAGUAGAUGACUGCCCAGUUACUAAGCAUGUUUGAUAAGGCAAGAUGAUCUGCAUACGGCCAAGAGAAAUAGCAAGUCCCUGGCACCCCUGAAAACCAGCUCUGUGGGCAGCUUAGGAGACACCCUGUGGUGAUAAAGGGGAGCUCAGCCUUGUGCGUGACAUGCUCGGUGUUCAUCCAAGAGGCAGCUGUCUACUUUCCAGCCAGCAAAUCUAGAGCUUGAAUGCCCCAACAAUUUUUUUUUUUUUUAAAGAAAAUAAGUCAUUGAGGGAACUAGGUAACAUCCUUCUGCCUUAAUCCACACAUGUUCAUUCAGAAAAAAACAAUAACUGAUUGUGCCGAUUAAUGCCAAGGCUGAGCACCCUAAUAAAGAAAUACUAAUCUAAAGAUGGUUUCAGGAAUGAUUCAGCCUGCAGAACUGGUGUGAUAGUUACUACUUGGAGUGCUUGGUUCACGUGGAAACAUCAGUGUGAAAGAAAAUUCUGAUAUGACCUUACUGGCUCCGUAAAAGCCCUAAUGACUAGGAGGUAGAGUAAGUUUAGCGUCUUUCUACACAGUGGAAGCUUAUUCUGUGGGGACAUUACAGUAUAUUGCAUCUUACUGAUUAAGUAAAUUGAAGUUAAAAAAAUUAUAAAUAAACUCAUAGUUUAAUCCAGGUCUGGGAUUAGUUAACUAAAGACUUUGAUGCUUAUUGUUUGAAAUCAUUGUUUAUUAAGUGUAAAGGUAUGUGAGUCUGAAUAUAUUUAGGAAGGGAAAUCUGAUCCCCAGAUAAUAUAUUUGCUGAUUUUUUAAUUAAAUCGAUGCACUGCACUUUUGAUAUGGUUCAAAGUUACAUGCUGGGACUUUUCUAUAAAGGAACUAGUUGCCAAGUAUGUAGGCUUUUCACUGAAGGCUAGUUUUGAAAUCUUCCCAUUUCUACCCCCUCCUAUUGUAAAAAGAUGUAACAAAUACUUUCAUAAAGAAACGUGUAUUGUGACAAAAAAUAUAUUGGGAAAACAUAGUUUGCAAAAGUAUUCUGUACCCUAUGUAAACAUCAAUAAACAGUUUACAACUUACUAAA